CACCUUUGAAGCCUUUCACUUUGAUUCUUCUUGUCUACCUAGGUUAAAAUACUAGUACUACCCAGAUCAAAUGCACCAAGUCCUCCUUACGUAGUAAAUACCAAUACGUUAUGUGUAGACACUAGCUAGACACCUCCAAGCUGUGUAAAGUUCUCCUUGGGAGGCUAUAAAUGCCUAGCUAUGACAUAUGCAUGCUUCUCUACACACAACACCAUCUUGCCUCUCCCCUCCUCUCUUCUCUUCUCUCCACUGCCCAACUUUUGCCAUAGACAAGAACCUCUAGGUAGCUUUCCUCCAGAGCAGCAAUGGCCAUGCACCCUCUCUCUCAGGGGCACCCACAGGCCUGGCCAUGGGGGGUAGCCAUGUACACGAACCUACACUACCACCACCAGUACGAGAGGGAGCACCUGUUCGAGAAACCCUUGACGCCCAGUGAUGUGGGCAAGCUCAACAGGCUGGUGAUUCCCAAGCAGCACGCGGAGAGGUACUUCCCCCUGAACGGCGGCGACUCCCCCGGCGAGAAGGACCUGCUCCUGUCUUUCGAGGAUGAGGCCGGCAAGCCGUGGCGGUUCCGGUACUCGUACUGGACGAGCAGCCAGAGCUACGUGCUCACCAAGGGCUGGAGCAGGUACGUCAAGGAGAAGCAGCUCGACGCCGGAGACAUCGUGUACUUCGAGAGGGUGCGCGGCCUUGGCACAGGCGACCGGCUCUUCAUCGGCUGCAGGCGUCGUGGCGAGAGCGCGCCGCCACCACCUGUACGUGUACCUCCGCCCGCUCUGAACGCCGGGGAGCAACAGCCUUGGAGCCCGAUGUGUUACAGCACGUCAGGAUCAUACCCUACCAGCCCUGCCAAUUCCUACGCCUAUCGCCGCUCGGUGGAGCAAGAUCACAGCGACAUGCUGCAUGCAGGCGAUUCGCAGAGAGAGGCAGACGCCAAGAGCAGCACGGCAUCGGCGGCGCCGUCGAGACGUCUCCGGCUGUUCGGCGUCAACCUCGACUGCGGUCCGGAGCCAGAGGCAGAGGCAAUAACGCCAACGUACGGCUACACCCACCAGAGCCCCUACGCUGCAGUGGCCACGGUGCCAAGUUACUGUUCAUAAAGAUGAUUUGGUUUGAAGCCAUUCUUGAGGAUCCUGACAACCAGCAGUGAAACUAGUUUCUACCAGCCUACUAGGCUACCCUGGACCAAGUGACAAGCUUGAAUUGACCCUUUGAAGGAAAAGGAAAAGGAAGAGGAAGUGGAAGAUCCCUUGUUUCCCGGGCAAUCUUCCUUCCAUCCCCAGAGUACCCUUUUUUCUAUGUUUUCUUUCUUCUUGUCUUCCAGAAACCCUACUCGAUCACAGUACGGGGCCCUUAGCAGGCGGCAGGUUUCAGGAAACAUCAGGUUGAAAAGGAGAGGGGGUGAGAGAGAUAGAGGGAUGGUGACCCACAUGAAAAACAAAAGAAAAUGCUUAGCAAGCAUAUAUGCAUGUGUCAUCUGUAUGUAGUGGGUCCAAGAUGUAUCCUCUCCAGCCUCCUGAAGAAACAAAGUAAUAUCCCCAAUGGGGAUUUUGUUC
This is a messenger RNA of Triticum aestivum (bread wheat), 1556 nucleotides long. RefSeq names its product B3 domain-containing protein Os11g0156000. Bases 306 to 1100 code for a protein of 264 amino acids. Gene Ontology annotation, molecular function: DNA-binding transcription factor activity; DNA binding. Lineage: Eukaryota; Viridiplantae; Streptophyta; Magnoliopsida; Poales; Poaceae. The record is from RefSeq and is a predicted model, not a curated record. The transcript is spliced from 3 exons.